Lottia gigantea (owl limpet) is the source of this 759-nucleotide messenger RNA. RefSeq lists its product as hypothetical. Lineage: Eukaryota; Metazoa; Mollusca; Gastropoda; Lottiidae. The transcript has 2 exons. The record is from RefSeq and is a predicted model, not a curated record. The coding region runs from base 1 to 759 and encodes 252 amino acids.
AUGAAACCAGAAACUUUAGUUAUGAAAAUAAUAGAAGCUAUGGAAACGAAUUCGCCGACUCUAAUAACUUACAACGGUAAAAAAGUGCAUAUAACCCAAAAGAUUAUCGAUAAAUACAAACAUUGCAAAGUCAGAGACGAUAUAGACUUGGAAAGAAUUGAUGAGAAUUUAACUAAAAAAGGUGGAUUUUUACCUUUCUUGCCUUUAAUCUUUGCUGGUUUAGCUGCAGCUGGUGCAACUGCUGGUGGAGCUGCUGGGAUAGCCAAAGCUGUCAACGAUAAGAAAGCUGAAGCCGCUGCAAACGCCGAAGCACGUAGACACAAUUUGGCAAUGGAAAGAGAAGCACGAGGAGGUUCGGGAGUAGGAGAUAUAUUAGGGACGGUUAAAGAAUUCGGACAAAGAUUUGGCGAAGAAACCAAGAAAACCGUUAAAGAGGGAUUAAGCAAAUUAAUAGAUAAAAUCGACACCGGAGAAAUGAAGGUCAAACACAAGGGCAACGCCAUAUUUUUUAAAAACAUACGUUCCUGCGAAGGAAUCUUCCUUUCAAAGUAUAAAGGCAACGGAGUGAUUUUUGGUUCUGGGAAAACUCAUCUCACUUUUAACAUGUUGACAACACCAAACCUUUUAGAUUUCGUUUCUCUGUAUAUCUACACAACAACACCAGAGCAAUCGUAUUAUGAAUUCCUCAAAGCUUUAGAAUAUUUACCAAAGAAAGAUGUUCAAGACAUAUUUCAAUAUUACGAAGAAAACGAAGAAUAA